UGCAAAAUUAUUUCGGAAAGAUCAGAGGACACAAAAAUCAUAAUUUUCGCUUGCUCAAGCUACAACUUACAAAUCAGCUCCAGAUCAAUUAUGCAAAUUAAAAAUAUGGUAAUUUUGGAUCAGAAAUAGAAAUCAAGAUGGUCGUCAGUAGAGUAAAGUUCUUGGUAUCUGUAAUUUGUUAUGGAAGACAGUGACUGUAAUCGGCGUGAUUCGGCAAUUUCUACGGGGAUGGUAUCAUUAUCGGAAUUAUCGUGACUCUAAGAGAAUCUUACAUGGAUGUUUUAGGAGAAAGUGAAGCGAUUCAACAAAUUUUAAAUCAAGGGAUAGAUUUGGAUCAGCUUGAAAAUCUUCUUGCAGAACCUGAUGCUAGUUUAUUGUUGUCAGAUUUGAACAACGAUGGGUCACUUAGGGGCCCCGCCCUGGUUGGGGGCGGGGGCGACCAGAUCCCCAUCUUCAACCCCAAAUCCCAACCCCAGCAUAUAGGAGGCCUUCUGAACUUUGACAACCUGGGGUUCACCGAUGAGGAGAACCCUCUUGGCUUGGGACUAUCUGUCCCUCUCAGUCACCUGCCAGACUCGCCUCCAGACUCCAGCUCCGAGCCGUACUCACCUCCAGACGCCAUGCAAGACCCUCACCUCGCCUACCAGCUGGGCCUCAAUAUGGGUGUGGCCCCCCAGCAGGGCAUGGCCCAGCAGCAGCCCAUCAAUCACAACUCAGAUCUCCCGUUGCCAAACAGAACCCUACUCACCGCCGGCGUCGGUCACCAGCGCCAGCACUCCCUUCCUGUAUCCAUCCCGAUGGUGACCCGUACCCACAACCCACAGCCAACCACAGUGCCGGUGGUACCAGUACAGCAGAACAACCUCCCGGUACCCUCAGGAGCAGUGCUGCAGGGGUCGGUGCCAUUGUGCAACCAGGCGCAGGUGGCAAGCUCAGGGGGGAUAUCCUCGGUGUCGGCCAACGUGCCGCCACAGUCGGUUCCUCAGCAAUUCAUGAACUUUCUUGCAAACUCAACCGUUGCACCGCCAACUAGUCUAUCACAGGUUCCGAUGACGGAAACGAUAAAUAACGCGCUCACAAGAAAAGAAAGCUUUAUUGGACAUGUGCCUAAGAAGAGGAAACAUUCUCUAUCACCAAACAACACCGUGAACCAGAACAUGCUCAAUAAACUCAUGCAAGUCAAACAGGAACCUGUUGAUCAAAUCUCAUGCCCUCACUCCAUAGACGGUGACUACAAUGUGAAUCCAAACAUGGACUGCGAAUACGGAAUGUACGACCAGCCCUCCGGCGACGGGAUGCCGUACACAGACACCGUCUACCAAUUCUUGAAGUGGCAACCGUACCAGUCUAAUAAAUGGCACACACUCUUGGAUGCAAAUGGGCAGGAAUUACCCAUCUUGAACUACAAAGUAGAGGCGGAUAAAGGCUUCAAUGUCUCAGCGUCCGAUGAUUCCUUCGUUUGUCAAAAGAAGAACCACUUCCAGAUUACGGCACAUCUAUGCAUCAGCGGCAUUCCUCAGUUGGUCCAGACCGAGUCCGGUACCAAGGCUGUCGACAGUAUCUGCAUUCAUAUCAACGGCAUCAAGGUGGAAGCCAUGAACUCUUAUAUCAGAGUGGAACAGUCCCAGGCGGAUCGGAGCAAGAAACCGUUCGUACCUGCCAAACUUGACAUCCAUCCGGACAACGUCGUGAAGGUCACCAUAGGGCGUCUUCACUUCAGCGAGACCACAUCCAAUAACAUGCGCAAGAAGGGGAAGCCCAAUCCAGACCAGCGCUACUUCAUGCUGGUGAUCUCCAUCCACGCACACUGCGGGCGUGAGAAGUACCUUGUGGCGUCGCAGGUCUCAGAGAGGAUAAUUGUCAGGGCCUCGAACCCAGGACAGUUUGAGAGUGAUUCUGAUGUCAUUUGGCAGAAGGGCUCCAACCAAGACACUAUUUUCCAUUCUGGAAAAGUCGGAAUAAACACAGAGAGACCCGACGAGGCGCUGGUCGUCUAUGGCAACCUGAAGGUCACAGGUCAUGUGAUGCAGCCGUCGGAUAAGAGAGCUAAGAAGGACUUCCAAGAGCUGGAUCCUAGGGAACAGCUCUCGAACAUCAACAAGAUGCGCGUGAUGCGCUACAAGUACAUCCCUCAGUUCGCCGAGCAGGCCGGCCUUCCCGAAUGCGACCAGGUCGAGACCGGCGUGAUCGCCCAGGAAGUGAUGGACAUCCUACCGGACGCUGUCAAGAAGACGGGAACGGUCAACCUGCCCGGCGGGGCCAAGAUCGAGCACUUCCUGGUGGUCAACAAGGACCGGAUCUACAUGGAGAACGUCGGAGCGGUCAAGGAGCUGGUCAGGGUGACCGAUAAUUUGGAGACGAGGAUCGACGAGCUGGAGAAGAUGAAUCAGAAGCUGUCCAAGCUGAAGAGAGUGGACAGUCUCAAAUCAAACACCAGUAUUGGAACACUAAGCCGUGAUGGCAGCAAGAAAUCGGCCGGCGCCAAAUCGGGCAAGCCUCGUCGCGAUCGGAAUGGCAGCAUCAGCAGCACCAAGAAGGGCAAAGAUCAACUGGGCAUCACCCCGUGUCUCUCGCCACGCUCCAUGCAGCUGCUUAUAGUGGCCCUCAUCCUCAUCAUGCUCUUCUGCUUUGCUGCCAUCGCAACUCUCUACAUAAUGGAAACUAACGACGAUCCAGCCACAAUGCUGUCUAAGGCCCCAACAAUGAUCAACAUGACGACACAAGGUCUCAAGACUUCCACAGUUCUCACCACUACGCUUGAGAUGUCCAAAGUGCCUACAGCUGCUCCAGUGUAUUGCUGCAAUCCUGUUGCAGAGGUGACCAUCUUACCCCCGCUCAUAGCCAACAUAGCAGCUCUCAAUUCAACAUUCCAUCCACAAGCUCCGCCCGUUCUGGCCACCCCUCCCGCACAGGGCGUGCCCCUGAGCACCACCGUCACGGUCCCAUCUGGACCUGUCAUCGAACCUGUAGCCCCGCCCGUUGAUGUACCCGAUGGCAUGCCUAUGAACGGCAGCACUGGGACGGGGGAGAUGGGGUCGGUCAACAUGCAGACAAGGAGGAAACGGUCAGUGCCACGCAGGAAGAAGAGGAUGACAACUAUAGGUAUCGACGUGAAUUUCAUCCAAAUCGACAGGAAGAAGACGAUCUGCCCAGAGCAAUGUGCUUCAGAGACCGACUGUGGCGAAUCCUGCAUUGCCACUGCGAAUGGAAACUUCACCUACGACAUUUCAGUCGGUGCUCACUUCCCAGUACGUUUCACAGAGCUCUAUCUGAAUACGAGUGAGGAGUCUAUGAUGGUCCUCUGUUCAUGGACCGCUGCAUCUAUGUGCACAGAGCCAAUAGAGACCUUUGAGGCGUCUUCACAGCCAGUCAAAUCUGCAAUGGUCAGUGUUCAGAGUCUUGUGCACGUUUGGCAGCUACCGGUUGGAGCAUAUCAGAGCAGUCUUUACGUGUUUCGUAUCGCGCCUGCUAUGAUUCAGGAUACAUCCUCCAUCUGCAGACUUGAGAACCAAUACCUGGGAGAAGAAUAUCUGGAGUAUCGAUUCAACUUCACACGUGAUCUGUCUCUCUGUUCUGCUUAGAAUCGAGACGAAACAUGUCCGCAGUUUCUGUACCGGUCAAACGAUCCCACAGAAAAUUUGGUGGAAUCCUUUCAGGCGGUUUUAUUCUUUAAAAGGGUUAAACUUUAGAGAUGAUAUUUUUGGAAAUGAUUGGAAGAUGGGUGUAGAAUUUGUGAUAUCUGUAAAACACAUGGUACUGGUCACUAUAUCCUUUCAAGUGAUAUUAAAAAAAUGGGUAAACUUCAGAGAUGAUAUAUUUUUGGAAAUGAUUGGAAGAUGGGUUUAGAAUUUGUGAUAUCUGUAAAACACAUAGUACUGGUCAGUCGAUCCUUUCAAGUGAUAUUAAAAAAUGGGUAAACUUCAGAGAUGAUAUAUUUUUGGAAAUGAUUGGAAGAUGGGUCAGAAUUGAUGAUGUCCGUAAAUCACACAGUACUGGUCAGUCGAUCGCAAUCUUACUUCAAUCAUUUUCUAAUCGAGAAAAUGUUGAAGUAGUGGGGCAAUAAGCUGUGAAAAGUGUUGCAAGCUGCAUUGGAUCAGUGACGUUCUGCUUUCAAAUGGUUAAAGAAAAAAGAAAGGGGCAGAUUGUCUCGAAAAUUUCUCAGAAAUGUACACUCAUGGAAGUCUAUAUUCACCUUUUGUCGAAAAAGUUCCAUGAGCAAAUUGUGAAAUUUUAUGAUCAGUGAUUGCCUUUUGUAAAUAGAUAUAUCAUGUACACCAUAUACAAGUACUUGUAAGUUUUUUGAAAAUAGAAAAACAAUUAAUAUUAGAUCUCUUACAAUGCAGUACUUCUUCUUUGUAUAUUUCUUCAAGAUUUUAUAAUGGGCUAGCCAUUUCCAAAUUGUAUAUUUUUUAUUAAGAGAAAAAUAGUUAUAUCUUGCUUUGGUUUGAGUGAUAAUGCAACGUACAAGCCUUGCAUUAGUGGAGGAUAAUUGAGAUAGCAAAAAUUUGGUUUCUUUUGGAAUAGAUCUCCCUUACAUGGGUGGUGUAAAUGAUUUUACCGUCUUGUCAUCAUGCACAACAUUCAUUGUACUUUCCAACUUGGGAAUAUAAAAGUAGUUGUGUUUGUUACAGGGAUGUAUGCUAUUAACAUGUAUACUAUUAACCAAAUGACAUUCAUAUUAUUUUGGGAAUGAUGUAUCAAAUAUCGCUCUCACAAAAUAAAAGUAAUUGUGAUUGUAACAACGUUAAAAGCACUAAAAAAAUAGUAAUUAUUUUUUGGGGGACAUUGUUUUGAAUUGAGAUAGGGAGUAAAGGUGAGCACAACAUAAAAUAUGUAUAUCAAAGUCAUAAUUUUCAAGUUUUUUUUCUUCAGGAAUCAGCAGUACUAGUGUCAUCUAUGUGAAGUACUCAAUCUUUUUUUUUUGUACUUCUGGUAUCUGUAAAAAUAUUGGAGAAAUCUACUUAAGAACAUGAAUAUGUAAUGAAUCUUCUUUUUUGAAGAAGAGGAAUGUUGUUCUAGAGUUUGAGUCUGAUUACUGAGCUGCUCUUAUGACAUUAGGCAGUUGCACAUUCCAAAUUGAAAUACAUGUCUUUCAAUGAUGUAUCACACCGUUAAUUGAAAAUGUUUAUAAUUUUGCAAUUAGAACUUCUGUGACCAAAUAUGUCAAAAUGUGAUAUAUCAGUAUCUGAGGCCUUGUCAUAUCAAAAUAAGAACAAAUGAAAAGAAAGAGUUCCUUCAUCCAAUGCUUUUAUAAUUUAACUCUCCCAAGUCGAUAAUGAAAAAUGCAGUUGGUCGUUCCUUUGUAACUUUAAACUAAUUGCCCAAUUUUCAAGCUUUUUAGCGAUUCAAGUCGGUAGCUCUAUGGAAAACAGCCAUACAGAUACAAAAAAGGAAAAAAAAGAAGAAGGAACAAAAAUGCCUUAUUUUUGUAGAAGCCCUUUGGACUUUCACAUUGCUGGACAGGGAGUUGUUAGAAACAAUAACAAGACAAAUAACUUGAUUGACAAAAGACUUAUUGAAUGUGUGAUUUUUAUACCAUUUUUAAUGGCUUCAUUCUAAAUUUUUAUCCGAAAUUGAAUGUAUAUAUUGAAUAUUUUGCUACACCUUUGUAUAAUCAUUAUAUACACAUGUAUGAAUUUUUUGAGGUACUGUAUAAGCUGUGAUUUUCCCUGGGGUCUAUUUUCGUGAAUUUCGCCAAUCACUUGUUGAUUGCGAAUUUAACAACUUGCGGAAUUGUUUCUAGCAAGUAAUGUUGCAUGUCAAAAUCACUAAUACUUGUAUUAGCCCCGCUGCAUUUCGCAUACGGUGUCUACAUACUAUAGCAUGAACCAUAUCACCGGGUCUGUGGCCCAGAUGAGCCCACUCUGAUCCUAAUGGGUACUUCAAUUGAUUAUUUUCAUUUAAGAUCCACGGUAAUGGAAUGAUGAUCAUUGAGAAGUAUAUCAUUAGUAGAGAUUAUUGUUUCAAGCGAAUUUGAAAACUCGUGAGUUUGUCCUAAGACCUUUGAUCUGCGAAAAAAUCUUUACAUGAAAAUAUUGGCUUAUACUGGUAACUGUUGUAUCCUCGUACUUAAACUUUUUUUUUUAGAUUGAGCGAUAUAUUUACAUUAUAUGUGUUACGUAGAGAUGUGGACGUAUUUUAAUCCUUUCAGGACUGGAUAUUUUUUAAAGGACCAAAUUGAUCACAUUCUCAUCUUAGUCAAUAUUUUAGUUCAAUAAUUAGUGCAUAAGGUCGGUAAUUCACUACUCGCAAGAUAUGAAAGCUUUAUAUCAAAUUCACCCGGAUUAUUCAAACUUUAACUUUAUACCUUUAUUUUAGAGAGAGAAUUAUCCUUAAAAUUGUUCUAUAUAUUCAUUUAUUUUCUGAUUUAUAAAAUGCAUUUAACAUGCAGUAUAUAUUUCCUAAAUAUAUUAUAUAAAGCAAUUAUAAAUAAUUUGUGUGUCGUACAUGUUAAAUCAUAAAUGUAUCAAUGUACUUUCUAAAAUCUUUAUAUUUGUACAUAAAAUUUUAAGAAAUUAGAUAACAAAGUGAUUUAUUGACAAGAUUUAAUAGCUAAAUCAGACUUUUUAUGAGAAAUUUGCUUGUAGGAAAUAAUCAAAGGCUGCAAAAUUGGGAAAUGAUGUGUACUUUUUACAAUCAUGCUUGGUGAAGGGUCUUUUAUUUCAAACGCGCAUAGGGUUCAUGUACUUUGUGAGGAUUUAUGUUUGAAAAAUCAUGGAAAAUAAUUGGCAUAGUUUUCUCACAUUCAUAAAAACAAACAUAUGUUUACAAGUCGAGUUGAAUUAGUGUACAUGACGUGAUUCAAUGAUCUCAGCUACCUGUAAGUUGUUUCUUCUUUAAAGAAUUAAUUAGUAAAGAAAUCACCUAAUUUGGUCCAUUUUGUCAUUAAUUCAGAGACAUUUCUCACAAGUAUAAACUUUUUGCUGAAUUGAGAUAUCUGUUAAAAUCUUUAAAGUUGUAAAAUGAGAGUUUUACAAUGUGGUAUGUUUAGCUCUCUCCUCAAGGGGAAGUAUUCUAUCUUUUGUAAACUUCUCACAAUUGUGUUUAUUGUGAUCACGUCCGUAAAAUAUUUGUUCAAACUUUAUAUCCCAUUCAUAUAAGAUAUAUAUGUUAACAUUCAUGUACUUAAAGAAACCAAAUAUUAAAAGGGAGAUGGUCGUCAGUUACCAUGUGCAGAAGGUAAUAAUUCGCUGACACCAGACUUAGUGGAAAUACCAUUGAUGAAUGUACAAGUCUGCACACAGCAAACCCGCAGUCCCAUCAAGAAAUACCCUUAGUCUCAGAGAGUCUUUGGGUGAGGGGAAUGGAAUAUAAUAAAUUUACCAUAUGGGGGAUAGGUGGAAAAAGAAGAGCAUUACAUAAGGCCUGUUUGUCAGAACACUGAAGGCUUAUCCUGGUGAUUGACAACACCUGUUAUUGGGUUAAUACCCGAUUGGUGUCGAAUUCCCCAUGAGAGCCCACUACUAUGCAUCUUAAACACCAAUUUUGGCCCUGGUUUCGCUGCAUAUGGCGUGUACCUGUUCUGUUCUUUGAAUCCCUUGUUUAUCUUACUUUGUUAGUCUGGUAAUUAAAAGAUAGGUUUUUAUUUUUUGACCCAUGCCUCCAUUAAACCAUCCCUUUGAUGUGAUAGCUGAA
This is a messenger RNA of Strongylocentrotus purpuratus (purple sea urchin), 7635 nucleotides long. It is a transcript of the gene myrf, whose product is annotated as myelin regulatory factor. Gene Ontology annotation, cellular component: nucleus; endoplasmic reticulum membrane. The transcript has 23 exons. Lineage: Eukaryota; Metazoa; Echinodermata; Echinoidea; Camarodonta; Strongylocentrotidae. Gene Ontology annotation, biological process: protein autoprocessing; positive regulation of DNA-templated transcription. Gene Ontology annotation, molecular function: DNA-binding transcription factor activity; sequence-specific DNA binding. The record is from RefSeq and is a predicted model, not a curated record. The coding region runs from base 273 to 3581 and encodes 1102 amino acids.